UGACCAAUGACGCUGUAUUUUGGGCCGGCGAAGCCCAAUGGCAUGGCAGGGAAGGCGGGCCCGAUCCGGGUUAGGGUGUCCUUGCAGGGUGUCUGAGCUAAACUUCACCAAAUAAUAGCUGUUUGUAUUUUGGCUGCUGCAGGAGCCAUUUUAGGACACUGGAGACCCUGCCUGGACUACGUGAACCUGCUGCCUCUGGGAGCACGUCUGCUGCACCAGCCUUCUGAGGAGUACAGCUUACCUGGCAGAUCCCGUGAUCAUCAUUUAAGUCACUUAGUCUCCAGAAAUAAAAUAAUUGCCUUUAAUAGAUGAUAAUGAAAAUACAGAAGAAAGAGAAGCAGUUGUCAAGUCUAAAAGUUCCGAAUCACUCCCCAAUGUCUGAUGCCUCUGUCAAUUUUGACUACACAUCCCCCUCCCCAUUUGACCACAGCACUGACCAGGAGGAGAAAAUCGAAGAUGUUGCCAGUCACUGUCCAGCCCCGAAGGAGCUGUACGACGUUGAAGAGGAGGCCGGGCCCCUUUUCCCCAGGAAAACGGCGUCCCAUAACGGUAUGGAGGACAGUGGCGGAGGAGGCACGGGCGUGAAGAAGAAACGCAAGAAAAAGGAUCCAGGGGAGCACGAAGGGGCAGCAAAGGGAAGCAAGGACAGGGAGCCUAAGCCAAAGAGGAAGCGCGAGCCCAGAGAGCUGAAGGAGCCCAGGAAGGCCAAGGAGCCCAGGAAGGCCAAGGAGCCCAGGGAGCCCAAGCAGAAGGACGGUGCCAAGAAGACGCGGAAGCCGCGCGAGGCCUCAGGCCCCAGGGAGGCCAAAGAGAAGAGGGGCGGCCCCGACGCUGCAGCCAGGACGAAGUCCAGGAAGGCCAGCAAGGAGCAAGGACCAACCCCAGUGGAGAAAAAGAAGAAAGGAAAAAGGAAAAGUGAAACCACAGUGGAGAGUUUAGAGCUGGAUCAGGGCCUGCCGAAUCCAUCCCUGCGGAGCCCCGAGGAGUCCACUGAGUCUGCAGACAGCCAGAAACGACGCUCAGGACGGCAAGUGAAGCGCAGAAAAUACAACGAAGACCUGGACUUCAAGGUGGUGGACGAUGACGGGGAGACCAUUGCCGUGCUUGGGGCCGGCCGGACGUCUGCCCUCUCAGCUUCGACCCUGGCCUGGCAGGCGGAGGAGCCUCCAGAAGAUGACGCAAACAUCAUUGAGAAGAUCCUGGCAUCUAAGACUGUCCAGGAGGUCCACCCGGGAGAACCCCCAUUCGACCUGGAGCUGUUCUAUGUCAAGUAUAGAAAUUUUUCCUACUUACACUGUAAAUGGGCCACAAUGGAAGAACUCGAAAAGGACCCUCGCAUCGCACAGAAGAUCAAGCGAUUUAGGAAUAAGCAAGCCCAGAUGAAGCACAUUUUUACUGAGCCUGACGAAGACUUGUUCAACCCAGACUAUGUGGAGGUUGAUCGCAUCUUAGAGGUGGCCCAUACCAAGGAUGCAGAAACCGGAGAGGAGGUGACGCAUUACCUGGUGAAGUGGUGCUCACUGCCUUAUGAAGAGAGCACUUGGGAACUGGAGGAGGACGUGGAUCCUGCCAAAGUUAAAGAAUUUGAAUCUCUGCAAGUGCUCCCUGAAAUCAAGCACGUGGAGCGACCCGCUUCAGACUCCUGGCAGAAACUUGAGAAGUCGCGAGAGUAUAAGAACAGUAACCAGCUCCGGGAGUACCAGCUGGAGGGGAUGAACUGGCUUCUUUUUAACUGGUAUAACAGAAAAAACUGCAUUUUGGCCGAUGAGAUGGGCCUAGGGAAAACCAUCCAGUCCAUCACGUUCCUUUCAGAAAUAUUCCUCAGGGGCAUCCACGGCCCUUUCCUCAUCAUCGCCCCACUCUCCACCAUCACCAACUGGGAGCGGGAGUUCCGAACGUGGACAGAGAUGAAUGCCAUCGUGUACCACGGCAGCCAGAUCAGCAGGCAGAUGAUCCAGCAGUACGAGAUGGUGUACAGAGACGCACAGGGAAACCCCCUCUCAGGUGUCUUCAAGUUCCAUGUUGUCAUUACAACAUUUGAGAUGAUCCUGGCAGACUGCCCAGAGCUGAAGAAGAUUCACUGGAGCUGUGUGAUCAUCGAUGAAGCCCACAGGUUGAAGAACAGGAACUGCAAGCUUCUGGAGGGCCUGAAGCUCAUGGCCCUGGAGCAUAAGGUGCUGCUCACGGGGACGCCCUUGCAGAACUCGGUGGAGGAGCUCUUCAGUCUGCUCAACUUCCUGGAGCCAUCACAGUUCCCUUCAGAGACUGCUUUCUUGGAGGAGUUUGGAGAUCUGAAGACAGAGGAGCAGGUGAAGAAACUGCAGUCUAUCCUCAAACCGAUGAUGCUUCGGCGGCUAAAAGAUGACGUGGAAAAGAACCUCGCUCCCAAGCAAGAGACAAUCAUCGAAGUAGAGCUGACCAAUAUCCAGAAAAAGUACUACCGUGCCAUCCUGGAGAAGAACUUUUCCUUCCUGAGCAAGGGGGCCAACCAGCACAACAUGCCCAACCUCAUCAACACCAUGAUGGAGCUGAGGAAGUGCUGCAACCAUCCCUACCUGAUCAGCGGGGCAGAGGAGAAAAUUCUGGAGGACUUCCGGAAAACCCACAGCCCCGAUGCCCCGGACUUUCAGCUGCAGGCCAUGAUCCAGGCCGCAGGGAAGCUGGUGCUGAUUGAUAAACUGCUCCCUAAGCUGAUCGCUGGCGGCCACAAAGUGCUCAUCUUCUCGCAGAUGGUGCGCUGUCUCGACAUCCUGGAAGAUUAUCUCAUCCAGAGAAGAUACACCUAUGAGCGAAUUGAUGGGCGAGUACGGGGAAACCUGCGCCAGGCAGCCAUCGACCGGUUCUGUAAGCCAGACUCAGACCGCUUUGUCUUUCUUCUGUGCACCCGAGCGGGAGGCCUGGGGAUCAAUCUCACAGCUGCCGAUACCUGCAUCAUAUUUGAUUCAGACUGGAACCCACAAAAUGACUUGCAGGCUCAGGCCCGGUGUCACCGGAUAGGCCAGAGUAAAGCCGUCAAGGUGUAUCGCCUCAUCACGCGGAACUCCUACGAGCGAGAAAUGUUCGACAAGGCCAGCCUGAAGCUGGGCCUGGACAAGGCCGUCCUUCAGGACAUCAACCGGAAGGGCAGCACGAAUGGCGUACAGCAGCUCUCAAAGAUGGAGGUAGAGGACUUGCUCCGGAAAGGUGCCUACGGCGCCUUGAUGGAUGAAGAGGACGAAGGCUCCAAGUUCUGUGAAGAAGACAUAGACCAGAUCCUGCAGAGGAGGACACAUACCAUCACCAUCCAGUCUGAGGGGAAAGGAUCCACUUUCGCCAAGGCUAGCUUUGUGGCUUCAGGAAACAGAACGGAUAUUUCCUUAGAUGACCCAAACUUUUGGCAGAAGUGGGCUAAAAUAGCUGAACUGGACACUGAAGCAAAGAAUGAGAAGGAGAGCCUGGUGCUCGACCGCCCGCGCGUGCGGAAGCAGACCAAACACUACAACUCUUUCGAGGAGGACGAGCUCAUGGAGUUUUCGGAGCUGGACAGCGACUCUGACGAGAGGCCCACAAGGUCCCGGCGCCUCAAUGACAAAACCAGGCGCUACCUCCGGGCCGAGUGCUUCCGGGUGGAGAAGAACCUGCUCAUCUUCGGCUGGGGCCGGUGGAAGGACAUCCUGACGCAUGGGCGGUUCAAGUGGCAUCUGAACGAGAAGGACAUGGAGAUGAUCUGCCGGGCCCUGCUGGUGUACUGCGUCAAGCACUACAAAGGGGACGAGAAGAUCAAGAGCUUCAUCUGGGAGCUGAUCACGCCCACCAAAGAUGGACAGGCCCAGACACUCCAGAACCACUCAGGCUUGUCCGCUCCGGUCCCUAGAGGGAGGAAGGGGAAGAAGACGAAGAACCAGCUGCUGCUCCCGGAGUUAAAGAACGCAGACUGGCUGGCCACCUGCAACCCCGAGGUGGUCUUACAUGACGAUGGCUACAAGAAGCACCUCAAACAGCACUGCAACAAGGUACUUCUGCGAGUCCGGAUGCUGUACUACCUAAAAGCUGAAAUACUGGGAGAAGCAGCUGAUAAAGCAUUUGAAGGAACUCCAGCCAGGGAGCUGGACGUGCCCCUGCCUGACAUUGACUACGUGGAGAUCCCGGUGGACUGGUGGGAUGCUGAGGCCGACAAGUCCCUCCUGAUUGGUGUGUUCAAACACGGUUACGAGAGGUACAACGCCAUGCGAGCCGACCCAGCACUUUGCUUCCUGGAGAAAGUGGGCAUGCCAGACGAGAAGUUGCUUUCUGCAGAGCAGGGUGUCACAGACGGGGCCUCAGACGUCCCCGAAAGAGGCCACACGGAUAAAGAAGACAAUACAGAAGACAAGGUAGACGGCCUCCAGAAACAAAUGGAGAGUUCCAGUGACGGAGGUGAUGGCCUUUUUGCUGAAAAGAAGGAUGACACCCGGGCAGCCCAGGAUGGCUCCGACCCAGACAAAUCACCCUGGCCGGUUUCAUCCGCACUCACUGCUCGUCUCCGACGCCUGGUCACCAUUUACCAGCGCUGUAACCGCAAGGAGCUCUGCCGGCCUGAAGUCCUGGGACUAGGAAACCAGAGCUACUGGGUCCAGGAAGAGAUGUUCCGGAGGUCCUCAGAGAUGGAGCUCAUCAACAAGGAAGCCCAAAAGAGGUGGACAAGGAGGGAGCAAGCCGACUUCUACAGAACAGUGUCUUCCUUUGGUGUCGUUUAUGAUCAAGAGAAGAAAACCUUUGACUGGACACAGUUUCGCGUCAUUUCCCGUCUGGACAAGAAGCCGGACGAGAGCCUGGAGCACUACUUCUAUAGCUUCGUGUCCAUGUGCCGCAGGGUCUGUCGCCUGCCAGCCUGGAAGGACGGCGGUGAGGGUGCUCUGCCACUCUAUUCCCAGGGGGACACAGAGGGCCCCCCGGAUCCCAGCAUCUACGUGGAACCCAUCACUGAAGAGCGGGCCGCAAGAACGCUGUACCGCAUUGAGCUGUUGCGGAAGGUGCGGGAGCAGGUGCUCACGUGUCCUCAGCUGCACGAGCGCCUGCAGCUCUGCAGGCCCAGCCUGUACCUGCCCGUCUGGUGGGAGUGUGGGAAGCACGACCGAGACCUGCUGAUCGGCACCGCCAAGCAUGGCCUGAACCGCACUGACUACUAUGUCAUGACUGACCCCCAGCUGUCCUUCCUGGACGCCUACAGGAACUACGCCCAGCACAAAAGACCCGACCCCCAGGGCCCAGAGAGUCUCUGUUGCCUCUAUCAGACCAACUCCAAACUGUAUGAGUCUCUGGCCUAUACGCACACGAGCCGGACUUCCGAGUCCCUUGAAAACGAACCCGAGAACCUCAUGAAAAUCGAAGGUAGAGACGAUCACCUUGGUCCACCCAGGGGCAGCUUAUCUGACAUGACCUGUGAAAGCUUCAUCUCUAAAACUCAAGAUGUCCUUUCCCUUACCCAUGAUGAGAGUCUGCUGCCUGGGUCCUUGGAGGCCAUGAUGUACGGGAAGAAGGCACUAAGCCAGGAGCCAGGCCCUUUUCAGGGCAGCACGGGUGCCAGUACUGAGUCCAGGCAAGACACUGUGGCCAUCUCCGCAGGCAGAGACGGAAACUGCCAGCCCCGGGGCCACGAGGCAAAAAUAGCCUCAGACCCCUCUUUUAUGGAAACUUUAGAAGCAGGAGUAGCUCAGAUGAACAUUAAAAAUGAGAAACACCUAUUGAUAUCUCUUUCAAAGGAAGGGGAACUUGGCUGCAGCGAGGCAGGGCCAAGACCUGAGAGCAUCGGGCAGCUGGACUCCAACUGCUUUGCCUCCCCUUCCUUGGACCCAGGGAACGAGAGCGGGUUCGUCGACAUGUGCAACCUGAGUGUCUGCGACUCCAGAAGAAACGUGUCAUCAGACCAGCAGUUAAUCGACUUACUAGAAAGCAAAAGCUUAGAAAGCAAAUUGGUUUUGGGUCCAAACCACAGCGACGAGGAGGACGACGAGGACGAAAACGAGGAGGAAAGUCUCGAGCUGGCCGCAGGCAGGCGGGAAGGGCUGGCAGUGUCGCCUCUCAGCGAGCCCGCCACCCGCAUGGCAGGGGAGCAGAGCCUGGCCGGCUUCCUCACAGAGGAAGCCAAGAAAGGACGCGCGGAGGCCAGAAGCCAGCCUCCCGGGCCCCAGGGCCCCUUCCUUCCCGCAGCCUGUCAGUGUCACUGCAAACACGCGGAGAGGUGGGCACGUGGCUUCGAGAAAGAUGAGUUUGAAGUGGAGAAACCCCAGGCUUACCCCCCAGACCCCUUCACAAGCAAAGCCAAUAAUGUCACAGUGAGGGGCGAGCCCACUUCUGUCCCACCCGAGCUGUUCCAGGUGAAGCAGGAACUGCUGAAGGAACCCUGGAAAGAGAGCACAGAAGGGAACCAGGGUCUCCCUCCGUAUCCUGAAGGGAGUGAGCUCAAGCCGGAAGACAUGGAUUAUGAGAGUAAAGAGGAGUUCGAUAAAGACGGGAACUGCCAGAGUCAAGAUUAUCCAGGGAAGUACUCUGAGGAGGAGAGCAAGAGCUCGACCUCGGGCAUCACGGGAGACCUCGGGGACGACCUGCAAGAGGCGCGGGCUCCCACCAUUGCUCAGCUGCUCCAGGAGAAAACGCUGUAUUCAUUCUCCGAGUGGCCGAAGGAUCGCGUGAUUAUCAGCCGCCUAGAUAACAUCUGUCACGUGGUGUUAAAGGGGAAGUGGCCCUCCAGCCAGCAGUGCGAGCCCUCGGGCGCGCUGCCCACCCCCGUGUUAACCAGCAGUGCUGGUCCCCGAAGCGGCAUCUCAGAGCCAGAGGCAUCGGAGCACAGCUUCAGCAGUGGUGCAGCGUUAGUGGCCCAGAUGCAGAAGGAGAGCUUCUUGGCUCCGGUUUUCACAAAGGAUGAACAGAAGCACAGGCAUCCUUACGAGUUCGAGGUAGAGAGGGACGCGAAGACCCGGAGCCUGGAGCAGUUCUCGGCCUCCCACGGGCACCCCCCCAUCGUCCUCAAUGGCUGGCAUGGAGAGUCAGCCAUAGACCUCUCCUGCCCGUCGGAGGGGUCCCCAGGGGCCACGUCCCCUUUCCCAGUGAGCGCCAGCACCCCCAAGAUCGGCGCUAUUGGUUCACUGCAAGGAGCCCUUGGCAUGGACUUGUCGGGGAUCCUGCAAGCUGGCCUGAUCCACCCAGUGACUGGACAGAUUGUCAACGGAAGCCUCAGGAGAGAUGACGCUGCCUCCAGGAGGCGGAGAGGAAGGCGGAAACAUGUCGACGGAGGGGUGGACCUCAUCUUCCUGAAGGAGCAGACCCUGCAGGCGGGCAUCUUGGAAGUCCAUGAAGACCCAGGACAGGCCCCCCUGAGCACCCCACACCUUCCCGAAGGGCCGGUGCCCGCCACGUCGACCCCGGAGCCGACCCCGGCUGCCGGGAGCCCGGCCGAGAAAGCCAUUCCCAGCAAGAGCCUGCUGGACUGGCUGCGGCAGCAGGCCGACUGCUCCCUCGAGGUCCCGGGCUUCGGCGCGAAAUCCCAGCCCACAUCAGAAUGCCAGGCCAGAAAGGCGACGUGCGUGACCUCUUACCAGGACAGCGAGCCUCCGCUCGGCCCUCCCUUCACCAAUUUUUCAGACAAACCAAAGCAGAGGAGGCCACGCUGUAAGGAACCUGGAACGUUAGACGUCACCUCCCUGAGUGGGGAAGAGAGGGUUCCUGCUGUCCCCAAGGAGCCCGGCCUGAGGGGGUUUCUCCCAGAAAACAAGUUCAAUCACACCCUGCCCGAGCCCGUUCUCCGAGACGCAGGCCCCCGCCGCAGGGGCAGGCGGCCACGGAGUGAGCUGCUGAAGACCCCGGCCCUGGUGGCGGACGCCCCCUCCGGGAUGGGGCCGCUGUUCAUGAACGGCCUGAUCGCCGGGAUGGACCUGGUCGGGCUGCAGAACAUGAGAAACAUGCCGGGUAUCCCCCUCACGGGGCUGGUGGGCUUCCCAGCCGGCUUCACGGCAAUGCCCCCAGGCGAGGAGGUCAAGAGCACGUUGAGCAUGCUGCCCAUGGUGCUGCCGGGCAUGGCCGCCGUGCCCCAGAUGUUCGGGGUCGGGGGGCUCCUCAACGCCCCCAUGGCCACCACCUGCGCCUCGGCCGUGCCAGCGCCCCUGUCAAGCACAACCAAGGGCAGCGCUGCAGCGGCCGAAAAGACUGCGGAAGACCAGCCCGGCAGCCACAACGUCAAAACGGACCCAUCAGCCGAAGACAAGCCCGGCCCUAGCCCCUUUUCCUCCGACCAGCCUGAGCCCGCAAUAACUACGAGCAGCCCUGUGGCGUUUAACCCGUUCCUCAUCCCAGGUGUUUCCCCCGGACUCAUCUACCCUUCCAUGUUCCUCUCCCCCAGCAUGGGCAUGGCGCUGCCGGCCAUGCAGCAGGCCAGACACUCCGAAGCAGCAGGUCUGGAGAGCCAGAGGAGGAAGCGGAAGAAAACCAAGGGGGACGCCCCGAACCCCAACCCAGAGCCUGUGCCCGGGCUGGAGAGGGAGCCGGGCAGCAAGCAGAGCUGCCCAGAACCCAGGGCUCCUGCGCCCCCUGAUAGAGAACACGCAGCACAGGCCCGGGAAGGGGGCCCCCAGGACUCUCACGGUGACACCAAUUAGAACUUUUUCAUCGAGGAAAAUGAUUGUGACUUGUAAGUUUCUUAUCCCAUAAAGGUUUGUUACUUCCCCUCACUUCACCGUCAUAAGAACCUGUGUUUCCAUGAGUACUAUUACCUCCCUGAUUUCCUGUCUGAGAACUAUGGUAACAGAUGUUAAUAGUCAGUCACAGGGUCUUGCCACGUCAUCAGCUCCGUGUCGUUGACCUAGUAUAGGAGGUGCAGAACCCCUCACUCCGUUACCCAGUCGUCCAUUCCAGCGAUCGUAGUUAGUGCAGACGUGGGGACACGCCCUGCCCCCUUCUCUUCCAAGUUUCCCAUUUAUUCAAAGAGGAAAAAAAAAAAGGCAAAAGAAAGCCGGCUAGGGACUGACCGGUGCAGGGCCGAGGCAGAGAGCAGCUCUCUUUUUUUUUUUUUUUUUUUUUUUCCGUGAGCUGUGCCGAAUGGGAAGAAGGGUAACAGGGAACCAAAAAAACAAAAGCACAGAGAAAGGACAUGCUGGUGCGUAUUCUUUAGUUAAAAUAUUUCCCAGUUUUAUCACAAUUACUAAACGAGUAGGUUAGGCAGAAGUCUCUAACUAACGGUUGAAACCGCACAUAUCCAUUUCUUUCUAAAACAGAAACCUUACUGGUAGUAACAUGACUUCCCCCCACUCUGUGGGUUUUCAGGUAACCUGCAGCAAGAAGACAUAAUGACCAGGCAUCAUUUCUUACACACGCACGCAUCCCUCACCUCCCGAGUCAAAAGGGUAUUCCCAGUACGAGCAAGCUGUACACACUGUGGGCUGUUGCCAGCGGUGGGGUGGGAUGGGGGGCGCGCCUGCACACGGCAUAAAGCACACGACCAGCUCUGCCCCUACUUAGGCCUCUUAGGAACCCCUCUGGCCGCUGCUGGAGCCUCCUGGACUCUUACUUUUUGAUUCCUUUUGCCAGGACCCAGGCUCACUCUGGAGCCUGCAAGAAAAAUAAGUCCCCCAACACUCUUUGACACUAGCCAGGGGUUUGAGGUUGUCAAACGUACAUGCGUUCCACCUCUUAUAAAGAGUGCGACUGUGAGAAGUUUUUUUUCCUUCCCUCCGGAUUUUUCAGUUUAUAUUUUACAGUCGGACCCAGAUCUCAGAUCAUCAAGUUAGUGGAGACUGUGUUGGCAAGCUUAACAUUCCCCCUCCUUCCUCAGCUGCCCAGCUCUCCAGGCAGCCCGCCCCGACCCUGCCCACCCCUGCCCCGUCUUCCUUCACCCCCCCUCCCCCCCCCCCCACCACCACGCAGUCCUUCCCUUCUGAUAGUCUCAACUCUCCAUCCACAGUUCACACGCUGAGACUUGAAAGAAGCCCGUGGUUCAGUCCCCAGGGGGGCACAGGGUUGUGCGGGGCCGUUGGAAAUGUUGGAAGCGUUACUAGUACUGGUUUCACAUUUUGUUGUCAACAAUUUACUGUAUUUUUUUUUUUUUUUUUUUUACUUUUUCUGUAACAGUUUUGCUAUAAUUUAUCAGAAGGUCCAAAAGUUCGACAUAACUAUUUCAGUUUGCAUUAUUUAUUUAUGAUGCUUUUGUCAUUGUCUUUUAUACAUUUGGGAUUAUAAAUUAUGUAAAUGUUAAAAUGAGCAUCUCAAAGAAGUCUGUUAAAUCAUGGCCGGGGGAAAAAAAAAACCAGCUUUAUUUUUAAAAAGUGGAGUCCCAGUUUUAAUGAAUCAGAGUUAUAAAUCAGAAAUUCUGUAAACCGAUUCCAUAAGAAGAAAGGAUCCAGUAAUUAAACCGAUUCUAUUUAAUGACAUCUUUGUCGCAUAGGUGGUCUCUAAUGCUGACAACAGAUUUCUUAGAAAUGCUGCUCUCUCUAUUUAACUAACAUUUUGUUCAGUUUUGCCUCCAGUGGAAGCAGAAAGGGUUUUUUCAGCUGUUAAAUCCUAAAAAUCAAUAUAAUUUAUUUAUGUAAAAAAAAAAUCACUCAAUUGAUAUAUUUUUGAACCUUUUAAGUACUAAUUUUCUUUUUAUCAAGUAGGAAAAAAAAAUGUAUUUGCCCUAAAUCCUUAAAAUACAAAUGCUAUAAAAAUUCAUGUAUCUUGAAAGCCUUACUGCAAAUGAGUAUUAUAGACACCCAGCAGAGCCUGGGUUUUCUUUGCUGUCGUUGUUGUUUUGUAUGGAAAGGCUGCUUUCCCCAGGUUCCACUUAGAACCUCCAGUAGGUCACAGGGUUCAGUAUGGAUUUGAUUUAACAACCCACCAGCAUGCUAAAAAUCCCUUGUUAUAUCUUAUCGAACCUGUAUGUUAACUCUCUGGGUGUUUAGGCUUCUCUUUGACUGCUAUUGUGUCCCUGUUUGCAAAAUGAAAAUGACACUCUGUGGAUUACUUGCUCUGUAAGGCAUAAGUGCUUCUUAUGAUUAUUUUGACGUUUCCAAGAGCAAAAGCCAAAUUUAAAACUCUCUUCAGCAAA
Messenger RNA from Bubalus bubalis (water buffalo), 11032 nucleotides. It is a transcript of the gene CHD6, whose product is annotated as chromodomain helicase DNA binding protein 6. Gene Ontology annotation, molecular function: ATP binding; protein binding; ATP-dependent chromatin remodeler activity. The coding region runs from base 309 to 8609 and encodes 2766 amino acids. The transcript is spliced from 39 exons. Lineage: Eukaryota; Metazoa; Chordata; Mammalia; Artiodactyla; Bovidae. The record is from RefSeq and is a predicted model, not a curated record.